AUGGAAGGCGCAGCGGAUAUCAACACAGUCCUCACCAACUCGCUGAGUCCCGGUCAGCCUUCGCUAACUCAUUGCGCAGACGCGACUCUGCGAAACGCGGCCGAGCAACAGCUUAUCCACGCCGCCGAGACCAAUUUUUCACAAUACCUCCUCACACUCGUCCAAGCGUUGGCAAAUGAUAGCACCGAGGGUCAUCUUCGAGCCGCCGCCGGUAUUGCCUUGAAAAACGCCUUUUCUGCACGCGAAUUCGCGAGGCAAGCCGAGUUACAAGCGAAAUGGCUCAAUCAGACCGACCAAGAGAUCAAGACGCGCAUUAAACAACUGGCGUUGGAGACACUCGCAUCCUCCAAUGCCCAGGCCGGCCAGGCGACGGCUCAGGUCGUCGCCGCGAUCGCCGCAAUCGAGCUGCCGCGGAAUCAGUGGCCUGACCUCAUGCACGCGCUUGUGCGAAACGUCAGCGAAGGCAACCAGUACCAGAAGCAGGCGUCGUUAACUACCAUCGGCUUCAUCUGCGAGAGCCAAGACACGGACCUUAGAAACGCCCUGGUGAGCCACUCCAACGCCAUCUUGACGGCCGUCGUGCAAGGCGCACGCAAGGAGGAGCCCAACAAUGAGGUUCGCCUUGCUGCCAUCACUGCCUUGGGCGAUUCGCUCGAGUUCGUCGGCAACAACUUCAAGCACGAGGGCGAGCGCAACUACAUUAUGCAGGUCGUCUGCGAGGCCACUCAGGCCGAGGAUUCCCGGAUACAACAGGGCGCCUUUGGCUGCCUCAACCGCAUCAUGGCCCUCUACUACGAGAACAUGAGGUUCUACAUGGAGAAGGCUCUUUUUGGUCUCACCAUUCUGGGCAUGAAGAGCGACGACGAGGAUGUUGCCAAGCUUGCAGUCGAGUUCUGGAGCACUGUUUGUGAGGAGGAAAUCGCCAUUGAAGACGACAACGCUCAAGUCGAGAGUUCCGAGCAGAUGCGUCCGUUUUACAACUUUGCUCGCGUGGCAACUAACGAAGUCGUUCCCGUUCUGCUCGGUCUUCUGACCAAGCAGGACGAGGAUGCCUCGGACGACGAGUACAACAUCUCGCGUGCAGCGUAUCAGUGCCUGCAACUCUACGCCCAGGCGGUCGGAGCGUCCAUUAUCCCGCCCGUCAUUCAAUUCGUCGAGGCGAACCUGCGUCAUGAGGAUUGGCAUAAUCGGGAUGCCGCGGUCUCCGCUUUUGGCGCCAUUAUGGAUGGCCCCGAGGAGAAGGUGUUGGAGCCUAUCGUGAAAUCUGGCAUACAGCCCCUGAUUAGUAUGAUGGAGGACCCUUCGGUUCAGGUUCGGGAUUCCACCGCCUACGCGCUGGGCCGCAUCACCGAGGCCUGCUCAGAGGCCAUCGACCCGAGCCAGCACCUUGAGCCGUUGAUUCGCUCACUGUUCAACGGUCUGAUGAAUAAUCCAAAGAUGGCGGCCUCUUGCUGCUGGGCUUUGAUGAACCUUGCGGAGCGGUUUGCGGGCGACGUGGGCGCCGCCCAAAACCCGGUGACGCCUCAUUUCAACCAGAGUGUCACCAAUCUGUUGACGGUAACCGGGAGGAUGGACUCGGAGCCUGCCGUGCGGACUGCGGCCUACGAGGUCCUCAACGUGUUCGUGCAGAGCGCCGCUAACGACAGCCUUAGCGCCAUUGCGUCGCUCUCCACUGUCGUGAUCCAGCGGCUGGAAGAGACUUUGCCUCUCCAACAGCAGGUUGUCAGCGUCGAGGACAAGAUUAUCCUGGAGGACAUGCAGACAAGUCUCUGCACCGUUUUGCAGGCUACCAUUCAGCGGCUGGACAAGGAAAUCGCCCCCCAGGGUGAUAGGAUUAUGCAAACCCUUUUGCAGAUUCUCAGCACUGUUGGCAGCAAGUCGAGCGUCCCCGAGUCCGUCUUUGCGGCCAUCAGCGCUCUUGCCAACGCGAUGGAGGAUGAGUUUGUCAAGUACAUGGAUGCGUUCACCCCUUUCCUGUACAACGCCUUGGCCAACCAGGAAGAGCCGGCUCUCUGCUCGAUGGCUAUUGGCCUCGUCAGCGACAUCACUCGGUCUAUGGGCGAACGCAGCCAGCCGUACUGCGACAACUUUAUGAAUUAUCUGCUGAGCAAUCUCAGGAGCACGGCCCUUGCCAACCAGUUCAAGCCAGCCAUUCUCCAAUGCUUCGGCGACAUUGCUGGCGCCAUUGGCGGGCAUUUUGAGACCUACCUCCCCGUUGUCGCACAAGUGUUGCAACAGGCGGCCACCAUUACUGCUGGGGCCGAUGGCUCUUACGAAAUGUUCGACUAUGUUAUUGCUCUGCGCGAGGGUAUCAUGGAUGCGUGGGGCGGUAUCAUCGGCGCAAUGAAGACCAGCGGCAAGACCGCCAUCCUCCAGCCUUUUGUGCCAUCCAUUUUUGAGCUUCUCAACAGCAUCGCCAGUGAUGUCAACCGCAGCGAAGCUCUGAUGCGGUCGUCAAUGGGUGUUAUUGGUGAUCUGGCGGACGCUUAUCCUAACGGCGAGUUGGCUGAUGCUUUCCGCCAAGAAUGGGUCACGGCAAUGAUCAAGGAGACGCGGUCGAACCGGGAAUUCCAAGCUCGCACUAUUGAGACUGCUCGUUGGGCCCGGGAACAGGUGAAGCGGCAAAUCGGUGGUACCCAGACGGUCAUGCAGCAGACAUGA
Parathielavia appendiculata is the source of this 2661-nucleotide messenger RNA. Its product is annotated as ARM repeat-containing protein. NCBI's taxonomy places the organism in Eukaryota, Fungi, Ascomycota, Sordariomycetes, Sordariales, Chaetomiaceae. Gene Ontology annotation, molecular function: small GTPase binding; nuclear import signal receptor activity. Gene Ontology annotation, biological process: protein import into nucleus. The transcript has 6 exons. Gene Ontology annotation, cellular component: nucleus; cytoplasm. The coding region runs from base 1 to 2661 and encodes 886 amino acids. The record is from RefSeq and is a predicted model, not a curated record.